Molecule: messenger RNA, 3369 nt
Organism: Physcomitrium patens
Lineage: Eukaryota; Viridiplantae; Streptophyta; Bryopsida; Funariales; Funariaceae
Product: phosphatidylinositol-3-phosphatase SAC1
Biological process (GO): phosphatidylinositol dephosphorylation
Cellular component (GO): intracellular membrane-bounded organelle
Molecular function (GO): phosphatidylinositol-3,5-bisphosphate 5-phosphatase activity
Source: RefSeq, a predicted model, not a curated record
CUGCUGCUGCUUUAUUCCCCUUUUUCUAUUCUCUUAAUUGUACACACUUAUACAGAUACCCACACCCUCAUAUACUUACAUUUUUGUUGUUUUUUUUAUUUUUAUUUAUGUGUUUUGGCUUAUGUUUUGUUGGGGGUGAAGGAAACUAGGAGGGAGGGAGAAGGUCGACAGCGGAGCCUACUCGACGUGUUUGAGGUGCAUUAGUCGUUGCAACGGUGGGCUUAGAGGUGGAGAAGGGUUUUCCGGCGAGGUGGGUGACAUGGGGUAGUGCGUGGGGAACUCCGCUUACGUGAAGGGAGAGGGUAAGGAAGGGAUGGAAGUGUUGUAAAGGGAAAUGGGGUAUUUGGGGAUGGCGUGUUAGGCACUGUUUUUUUCUGAAGAGUGGAGUCGGGGAGAUUUGGUUUACAAGGGCUAAGGCCUUGCAGUGUAUUUUUUUUUCUUUUAUGGAGGUCGGUCGUGGACAUGAUUGAAUUGUGAUAUGAGAUUGGAGGACCAUUCACCGCGAAAUUUUCUCAAGGGCUGUGCUAAGAGAAUUAUCCGGGAGCAAUCGAUGUCUCCACGGGUCUCUUGCCCAUAUCGCUCAGCCGGGGCCCCUCUGAAUCCCAACAUGUACAUUCUCGAGAAAUUUUAUCUCUACGAGACAAGAGCGAGGUAUUACCUAGUUGGAAGGGACAAAAGCAAGCAGAAUUGGCGAGUGCUGAAGAUCGAUAGAUCCGAACCCGCGGAGCUUAGCAUAUGCGAGGAUCCUGUGGUGUAUACACAAGUAGAGAGCUUGAGUUUGUUGGAAACAAUUGCCGAUGGCAACAAGUCCACUGGAGGCUUGACCUUGGUCACGAAAGCAUACGGCAUUGUAGGUUUUAUAAAUUUUCUAGAGUGCUAUUACAUGCUUUUGGUGACAAAGCGCCGGCAAGUUGGAAGUCUGUGUGGACAUGCUAUCUACACCGUUGGCGAGAGUCGGCUGAUCACAGUCCCGCAUCCGUCAGUCCAGACACCGGUUGCACUUUCAAAAACGGAAUUAAGAUACAAGAAGCUGCUCCAGGGGGUGGAUCUCAACAAAGACUUUUUCUUCAGUUAUACCUACCGCAUUAUGCAGAGUGUGCAGCGGAACGAGAUCUUGCGAGAUGACCCAUCUAUGCCGUAUGAAAAUAUGUUUGUUUGGAACGCUUUUCUCUCACGUGGAAUUCGCCAACAUCUUAAAAGCACACGUUGGACAGUUGCUUUGAUGCAUGGCUUCUUCGAGCAGGCCAAUUUCAGCAGCUUUGGACGCUUGUUCAGCGUCUUCCUUAUUUCAAGAAGGUCCCGGCAUUUUGCCGGCACAAGGUAUUUGAAACGUGGAGUCAAUGACAAAGGUCGAGUUGCAAAUGAUGUUGAGACCGAACAAAUAGUGGUAGAUGAGACAGGUUCCGGACCCGGAUAUGAGCGAAUUAGCUCUGCUGUGCAAGUUCGGGGAUCUAUACCCCUUUUCUGGUCACAGGAAGCUUCUCGUCUCAAUGCAAAGCCUGAUAUACACUUGCAAAGAUUUGAUCCGAUGUAUCAAGCAACCAAGCUUCAUUUUGAGGAUCUAGAGAAUAGAUAUGGGAAUCCGAUCACUAUUUUGAAUUUGAUUAAGACUGUGGAGAAGAGGCCUCGAGAAAUGAUGCUGCGUCGUGAGUUCGCCACUGCUGUAGGAUAUUUGAAUUCAAUUCUUCCUAAGGAGAGGCGUCUGAAUUUUAUACAUUGGGACUUCCACAAGUAUGCAAAAAGCAAGGCGGCAAAUGUGAUCGCAGUCUUGGGAAAGGUGGCUAAUGAUACUUUAGAUCUUACUGACAUGUAUUAUAGUGGAGUACCUUCACUAUCUAAGUCAGCUCAAUCCCAGCGUGCUGCAAAUGCCUCCACUGAAUCAGUACCUUUGGCGAAAUCACUAUCUGCAAUUUGUGGCAGGAAAAGAGAACAAAGGUUUCAAAGUGGGGUGUUAAGAACAAAUUGUAUCGAUUGUCUUGAUCGCACCAAUGUUGCCCAGUAUGCAUUUGGUCUUGCUGCAGUAGGCCGUCAGCUCCAUGCAGUUGGCUUAUCUGACAGCACUGCCGUGGAUAUGAAUGGAAAGGUAGCAGAAACCUUGAUGGUCAUGUACCACAAUAUGGGAGAUGUCCUGGCGCUCCAAUAUGGUGGAUCUCCCGCUCACAACACUGUCUUUCCAGAGAGGCAGGGUAAGUGGAUAGCUACAACUCAGUCAAGGGAAAUUCUCAAUUCAAUCAAACGCUACUACAGCAACACUUACACUGAUGGGGACAAACAGGAUGCAAUGAACUUGUUCCUUGGCCACUUCCGACCGCAGGAGGGAAAACCAGCUCUGUGGGAAUUGGACUCUGACUAUUAUCUGCAUGUGGCCGGUUGCGAGGAUGAGUUGUCAAAGGAUGAUAAGAUUCCUCUUCCGGUAACAGGUGUUAAGGGUACUCUGCAAGCACCCCGGAAAAUGGAAGGGGCAAUGCCUGUUGCAUGUCGGCAUCCGGAUGAUUACCACUGCAGCAAACUCACAUCCUUUGAUAAGCUUCUUCAGGUGAAUUGUGCUUCCCAACAAAGUAUUCAGCCCUGUGGAGAGUUGCAACAAGAGAACAAAGAGCAAUUUGCGGCACCUUGGUCUACACCUGACGCUGUGGAGGUAUUAUUAAAGAGUCCAAACUGGCUAUUUGGAUCAAAGAACCAAGAACAUCCUGCUCCAGCAAUCCCCAGUUCCAUACUUGGCUCAGCCCCAGACAAAUCUGAAGAUACAUUAGAACAAGAAUUGGAUGGACUGGAUUGGAUGUCAUUUCACAGCCCUUUUGCAGACGAGGAGCUAUAUGAUAGAUAUCUAUUCCAAGGUUCCUCAGAAGACGACACCUGGUAUGGAACGGGGAUCCUUCCAGGAACAGUUGAUAAUAGUGAAGCCAAUCGACAUUACACUCAACUCUGCAAGGGACCAAGUCUGGAGUCCCUGAUUUCUGAAACCAACUACGAUAGAGACUAUCACUCUGUCACAGGGCCUACAUACUUGUCCGAUGAGGAGGCUGUCGCAUUGUCUAUGGAAACUGCCCUUAAUCAGCUUAACAAUGUGGGCGUUGAAUACGGGAGUAUAACGCCAGAAGCCGCAAAAAGUUUUUAUAUUUUCAGCAGAGAGUCUUUGUAAAAUAGUGAAGCAUUGAAAUACUCUUCAUAGUUCAUUAUUGAGGAGUCGAGGGUUUGACAUCUCAUGUUACCCCACAUUGUACCAUGAACGGAUACGUUUUGAAUGACACAUUGAACUGUGUCCACUUACACCAUUUUGUUAGCAUUGGACAUCUUAGUACAUCAAGCUUUAUGCAUUGACCACAGCCAUUGGAGAAACAUAAAUUGUGUCUAGUAAUCUUUUCUUCU